Macadamia integrifolia is the source of this 1346-nucleotide messenger RNA. RefSeq names its product protein LIKE COV 1-like. Bases 197 to 1015 code for a protein of 272 amino acids. The record is from RefSeq and is a predicted model, not a curated record. Gene Ontology annotation, cellular component: Golgi apparatus. NCBI's taxonomy places the organism in Eukaryota, Viridiplantae, Streptophyta, Magnoliopsida, Proteales, Proteaceae. The transcript has 6 exons.
UGAAAACCGUUUAAUGUAGGACGACGGACGAAAACCCCGAGUCAACCUAGCGAGUCAGAUGUAGGUUUUUAGCGCUGAGUUAAUUUUCGGUUAGACAUCCGAGUGUUCCUGACAAUGUUAGUUACGCACAGCGAUAUAGAGAGGGAGAGAGACGUUCACAAUCUAAGCCAAAGAGUUACAAACAGUGGGGAAAAAAAUGGCGAUGAGAGAUAGGGAGAGAGAUCGAGAGCUUCUGAUUCCCGUAGCAGGAGGGAUUUCAGAGGAUGGUGGGGGCUCCGAAUCAUUGCCAGGUUCUACUUCUUCGGUUUCUUCGUCUCAUCAUCUCACCGGAAGAGAGGCAUUUUAUAAAGUCAUCCGUAGCUGGGCCUCGAAAAAGUUUGUGACAGGAUGUGUCAUACUUCUUCCUAUAGCCAUCACUUUCUACAUCACUUGGGGGUUCGUUCACUUUGUAGAUGGAUUCUUCUCCCCAAUCUACACUCAUCUGGGGAUCAAUAUAUUCGGUCUUGGAUUCAUCACCUCAAUCACUUUUAUCUUCUUAGUUGGUUUGUUCAUGUCCUCAUGGUUGGGAGCUUCUGUUCUUGGUUUGGGUGAAUGGUUCAUUAAGAAAAUGCCACUCAUUAGUUACAUUUAUUCUGCCUCGAAGCAAAUAAGCGCGGCAAUAUCACCAGAUCAGAACUCCCAUGCCUUCAAGGAAGUGGCUAUCAUAAGGCAUCCACGUGUUGGAGAGUAUGCAUUUGCCUUCAUCACAUCAACAGUGAUCCUCCAAAGAAGUGACGGCGAAGAGGAGCUUAACUGUGUUUUCGUACCCUCAAACCACUUAUAUAUUGGAGAUGUUUUCCUCAUCAGCUCAAAGGAUAUUAUGAGGCCAAAUUUAUCUGUACGAGAAGGGAUUGAAAUUGUAAUUUCCGGGGGAAUGUCAGUACCUCAAAUAAUAACUACAGUGGAUGCACAUGCACAAGCCAUUCAGUUUGCAAGAGUUGGCAGGAGCCCGAAAUUCACAAUUCCACAAGUCUAAUGGAAAUCUGUAAAUAAUGAAUAUUCUUUCAUUAAUUUUUAGCCUUUAGAAAACAUGUGAUGAUGGUGACUGGUAACAUGUGAAGAAGUACCACACCAAUGAAUCUGAUGUUUCACUUGCCCAGAGUUGUGAAGGAUUAAAUUGCCAAGAAUCAGAAACACCACGAGCCAUUGGAAUUUUGGAUUAGAUGUUAUAGGAGUAUAGCUAGGUAAUUCCCUUGACUUAACAUUCAUUUUUUCCCAGGACUCUCUUUUUCCUUUUAUUUAUUAUUAUUUUUAUUUAGAUUGUAAACUGAAAAAGAAAUGAAAAUAUUUCUCACAUGAUUAACUAA